Messenger RNA from Strongylocentrotus purpuratus (purple sea urchin), 2586 nucleotides. RefSeq names its product ankyrin repeat and death domain-containing protein 1A. Gene Ontology annotation, molecular function: protein binding. The coding region runs from base 360 to 2063 and encodes 567 amino acids. Lineage: Eukaryota; Metazoa; Echinodermata; Echinoidea; Camarodonta; Strongylocentrotidae. Gene Ontology annotation, biological process: innate immune response; signal transduction. The record is from RefSeq and is a predicted model, not a curated record. The transcript has 17 exons. Gene Ontology annotation, cellular component: cytoplasm.
CAAUAAUAUCUCGCACUGCCUCAACUUAAAUCUAGAUUUCCUAUAACUCGUUCUUUAUCUUGUAUAAGUACAAGCAUUAGUUCGAGGAAAAGUUGAGCAUUUCUUCAGCAUAGUACUACCUGUUACAAUCUUACACGAGCCUUGCGUCGAGAAAAGAAAGUGUGAUUACAAGGACAAACAAUUCUACAUAUGUCAUACGAACUGUUGUUAUUCAUAUGCUUGUUAAUAAUUGAUCGCAGCAGCAGGUUGGGUUCCUACAUGACACAAAUCUGAUGAGGUGGGACCAGCAAAUAAAAUAGUAUCACAUACUUGCAUAACACGUUUGUAUAUUUCUCAGGUUGUGACGAUAAGUGUCAAAUAUGGAGGAGGAAUAUGACGAUGAAGAUGAGAUUCUUCUGCCCAAAGAGAAGCAGUUUCAUGAAGCGUGUAGGACAGGGGACCUUGCGCUGGUGGACGCCCUGAUUGCACAGAAAAUCAACGUGAACUGCAUGGAUGAACGGGAUCGUACACCAUUGCAGCUGGCAGCGGGACAAGGUCAUACGGAGGUCAUUGAAUCGCUAACUGAUGCUGAUGCUAGAAUAGAUUUGGCAGAUAAGUUUGGGAUGAACGCCCUCUUGUGGGCGACGUGGUUUGGGAAGCACGAAGCAAUGAAAGCACUUGUAAGAUCAGGAGCCGACGUUAAAGCAGAAAACAAGCAAGGGAUGAAUAUCGUCCACUGUGCAGCAUCGCGAGGUCAUCGUAACGUCCUGGAGUACAUCGUACGCGAACUCCUCGACGAAGACCCGAUGGACAGCGACUACGAAGAGGACGACGGUGGAGGAAUCAGUCUCAAUGCUGUGUCGGGAAAGGUGACUGGCUUGUUUAGUGCAGCAGGCAACAUGAUGGGCAACAUCGGCAACAUGGCCAUGGGGAAACCGACAGAAGUGAAGAAGAAGACCAGAAGCGUAGAUUCCUUCGCGGAGAAAAAAACAAAUAAAGACGACGGUGGAAAAUCUCCUCUGCACGUGGCGGCUGAACACGGCCAAGUCUCAGCUCUCGAGUACCUCGCUAAAGUCAAAUGCAACAAAUUUGCAAGAGCAAACGAUGGUUCUACAUCACUCCAUCUAGCGGCGGGUAAUGGUCAUGUUGACAUGGUCUCCACACUCCUCGAGUAUGAACUGGAGAUUAACAUUAGAAAUGAGGAAGGGAAAACACCUCUUCUUAUGGCUGCCGAAUCGGGUCAUGCAAGCAUCGUUGAACUGCUUCUCUCUAAGGGAGCUGACGGCAAUGCCCAAGCAAACGAAAGAGCGAAAAGCAUGUCGGCAGCCCAUUUUGCAGCGAAAAAUGAUCACCCCUCUGUCAUCAAGGUCCUAGCCUCAAAUAGGUGUAAUCUCAACAGUAAGGCAAUGUACGACAACACCCCUUUACACGUUGCCUCCACGUUGGGUCACAUCGAGAGUGUAAAGACGCUUCUAUCUUGUCGGUGUAAAGUCAACGUACUCAAUGAGAAGAGAAGAUCGGCUCUUCACGAGGCGACUGAAAACGGACUUGCAGAUAUCGUGGAACUUCUACUCGUGGCUGGAAUUAAUGUGCAAAUACAAGAGAAGAAUGGAAAGACAGCUUUAUCAAUGGCGGCCAGGGCAGAUAAUAUCACCAUCGUAGAUAUGAUCAUCAAAGCAGACAGAUACUUCAUAAAGCACAAGAAGAGACCAGGAGCCAUCCCUGAUCUGAACGUUCUGCAGUUCCGUAAAGAGGACCCCGAGUUACAGGAAAUUAUGCGUCCUAUCUGCUACAAGCUUGUCCAGAAACAACUUGCUAAGGAUGAUUGCAAGAGACUCUUCUACUACUGGGGGUUUAAACCUGAACAUAUUGAGGCCAUUGAAACACAGGAAACAGGCAAACACGCCUGGAAGGAACAUGGUUAUCGUAUGAUGUUGAUUUGGCUGCAUGGGCUUGAGGAUAACCCAAUCAAGGAACUCUACGAAGGUCUUACUAACAUUGACUGCAACAAGUUAGCUGAACAAAUUCGAGCCAAGGAGAAUAAAAGAGCAGAGGCGAAUGGAUCCAAUUGCUCGCUUUCUUGACAAUGUUUCCUUUUACCGAUGUCAACGUGACGAGGUUCUUCAAAUUCGAUCAGAAAGAUGAUGUACACGUGUUGUUAUCAAAUGAAAAACUGAUGAAAAACUGAGGGAGAAUAUUGGUAAAGUGGGCCAUAGGAAGAAUUAUGCCCGAUAUAUUGAGAAUGUAAACAGAACUCAUAGAGAGACAAGAUACAAUGUACUGCUGGCCAUUUAUUUCGUCGCAAAUAUUUUGCGCUCCAGGGAAAAAGCUAAUCCCGAAAAUAAACGGCCAUUGUGAGAUAAGUAUUAGCUGUAUAAAUUGUAUAAAGUAGAAAUAAUAUGCUUUCAAUCAGUACUAUGAUUGUUUUUAUCCAUACGAAUUUCAGCGAGCAACAUUGUUUUUAAAAUGUCAAAAUCCAUUUAUGUCACACAGUAAAAACCUUAGUGUUACAGGCGGACACAGCGUUGGGGAAAUGUAAACUUUAAAAGAUGAUUAUCCAAGAUUUCCAUUGUGUGACGAUGUGCAUUUAAAUUAAAUCAACUACCU